Molecule: messenger RNA, 1248 nt
Organism: Ostreococcus lucimarinus CCE9901
Lineage: Eukaryota; Viridiplantae; Chlorophyta; Mamiellophyceae; Mamiellales; Bathycoccaceae
Exons: 1
Coding region: 1-1248 (415 amino acids)
Biological process (GO): charged-tRNA amino acid modification
Cellular component (GO): cytoplasm
Molecular function (GO): tRNA adenosine(64)-2'-O-ribosylphosphate transferase activity
Source: RefSeq, a predicted model, not a curated record
AUGUCGGCGACGAGGUUGAAUCGACGCGUGGCGAUGGCGUGCGCGGCGGGGAGGGGAGGGAUGAUCGUGGACGCGACGCGGAGCGCGGUGAAACGGUUUCCGGAUGCGCUGUCGAAGACGGUGCCGAUUUGGUGCGACGCGUUGAACAGGGCGUGCGCGAGGGCGAAGCGGGACGCGGGAGCGGCGGACGCGGACGAUCGCGCGUGGUUCGAGGGACCGCAUUUGCCGGAGUGGGUGGCGGAACACGAGCGGAACAGCAUACGCGCGCUCGUGCCGGAGUUUGAGGCGAGUUUGAAGUCUACGGGAUGGGACGUCGGCGAGCUCGCGGCGAUUUUGGAAAAGCCGUUUCGAUGCGUGUGGGUGAGUCGGGGCGAAGACGGCGCCGAACUCUCGCUCGAGUCGCUCGCCGAGGCGGACUUUACUCCGCUUAUACUCGUCACGGCGAGCGCGCCGCUGCAUUGGCGCGGUGAGCGGCGGGUCGGGGUGAACGGGCACAGUUUCGCGUACGUUCCGGGAGCCGCGGACGACGAGGAGAGUUGGUCGCGUGGACUCACGGCUGACAUGUUUCACGAACACCGCGAUGCUUUGCUCCACGCUUCUGAGCGCGACAUUGACAACAUCAUCGCGCGCAUCGUCGACGGUCGAAUCGGGAAGCCGCGCGAGUUGGAUCCUCGGUCUCGACUCGCGCCGCGAGGGUGUGCGCCGAUGGACAGCCGCGCAGCGGAGGAGGCGAAUCGUUCGAACGGUGCGAUUUGCGCCGGCGGCAUGCGAGAGCUUUCGCCAGAAUGCGGCAUCGGUCGAUGCUCGAUCGCGUCGUUCGCCGUGUACGAUCGCGCUGACAUGGAAAAACUCGCGGACGCAUUUCUUCACGUCGGGGAAACCGUCGUGGAUCCGAGCAAGGCGUGCUCGACUGCGUUUCUGCACGUUCCAGCGAGAAAAGCGAAAGUGAGCCGAACAGAUCUCAUGAAAGCACUGCCUCGAUGCAUCGACUUCGCUCGUCGGACGUUCGAAACGCCAGGCGCACGUCUGUGCGUCACGUGCGACGACGGCGUCGACCACUCUGUCGCCGUCGCCGUGGCGCUUUGCAUCGCCAUGGGACCGUCGCCGUGUUCAAACGCGGACUUAGACAAAGACGACGUGCGCAAACAACUAGCGGCGGUAUCGAAAACCCAUCCCGACGCCAGACCGACGCGCGCGUCGCUCAAACAAGUGUACAAUUUCUUUCUUCAUAGCGAGGUAGCCGAUUAG